Molecule: messenger RNA, 2689 nt
Organism: Polypterus senegalus (gray bichir)
Lineage: Eukaryota; Metazoa; Chordata; Cladistia; Polypteriformes; Polypteridae
Gene: shkbp1
Product: SH3KBP1 binding protein 1
Exons: 19
Coding region: 1-2577 (858 amino acids)
Biological process (GO): protein homooligomerization
Molecular function (GO): protein binding
Source: RefSeq, a predicted model, not a curated record
AUGUGCAAAGUUGGUAGAAAAGAAUCCCAACAGACUCAUGGCUGGAAUCAAAGCAAAAAGGAGUUUGACAAACUUCUGACAUGGGUGCAGAUAAAAUUCAGUACAUCAAGGCAAACAUUAACUUGGGUUCCAGAUUCAUUCUUUUCAAGCCUUCUGAGUGGCAGAAUCUCAUCCUUGAAAGAUGAAACAGGGGCUAUAUUCAUUGACAGAGAUCCCACUCUUUUUGCUCCCAUUUUGAAUUUCCUUCGAACCAAAGAGCUGCACCCUGGAUCUGUAAAUGUCCGACUUUUGAUGCAUGAGGCUGAAUUCUAUGGAAUAAUACCAUUAGUUCGCAAGCUUCAGCUGUGUGAUGAGUUGGAAAAGUCGUCAUGUGGGAAUGUGCUCUUCAAUGGCUACCUGCCUCCUCCAGGAUACCCAGCCAAGAGGAUAAAUCGACAUAGUGUGGCAGGUCCUCAGUAUGUUAAUGGACGCAACACCUUGGCAGAGAGAGUGCCAGUGCGUAGGAGUAACACUAUGCCUCCAAAUCUGGGAAAUACAGGUCUAUUAGGAAAGUUGCUGGAGGAGAGACCAAGUGGACAUGCAACUGACCCUGGCAUGGUUAGGAUAGUAUGUGGUCACCAUAACUGGAUUGCUGUGGUGUAUGCCCAGUUCGUCGUGUGCUACAGGAUGAAGGAAUCUUCAGGGUGGCAGCAGGUGUUCAUCAGCCCACGCCUUGACUGGGUUAUUGAAAGGGUAGCACUAAAUGCCAAAGUAAUGGGAGGUUCGCUGGGAGACAAUGACAAAAUGGUGGCUGUAGCUUCAUGUACAGAGAUCAUCCUGUGGUCUAUCCAGCCAGAUGGCAAUGGCAAUGAAAUUGGAGUCUUCAGUCUAAAUGUCCCCGUAGAAGCAUUGUUCUUUGUGGGAAAUCAGUUGAUUGCUACCAGCCAUAGUGGGAAAGUUGGAGUCUGGAAUGCUGUCACAAAACACUGGCAGAAUCAAGAAGUUGUUCCUAUAAAUAGCUAUGACACAGCGGGUUCAUUCCUCCUUCUUGGAUGUAACAACGGAUCAAUUUAUUACAUAGAUGUGCAGAAAUUUCCACUGAGGAUGAAAGACAAUGAUCUCUUAGUCACGGAACUUUACCGUGAUCCAUCAGAGGAUGCCAUCACUGCUCUUAGUGUCUACCUCACACCCAAGACAAGUGACAGUGGAAACUGGAUCGAGAUUGCUUAUGGUACAAGCUCAGGAAUGGUGAGAGUCAUAGUUCAGCAUCCAGAAACAGUGGGUUCAGGACCCCAGCUCUUCCAGACUUUUUCUGUACACCGCAGUCCUGUGACAAAAAUUAUGCUGUCUGAGAAGCACCUAAUCUCAGUGUGUGCAGACAAUAACCACGUACGCACCUGGACUGUGACACGUUUCAGGGGGAUGAUUUCCACACAGCCCGGCUCUACUCCAUUGACGUCAUUUAAAAUUCUCUCCCUGGAAGACACAGAUGGUCAUGCUGGGUGCAGUGCAGGCACAGACAUAGGCCCAUAUGGGGAGAGAGAUGACCAGCAAGUGUUCAUACAAAGAGUGGUCCCAGAUACUGACAGAGUAUUUGUACGCCUCUCUUCCAAUGGGAAACGAGUUUGUGAGGUGCGAUCUGUGGAUGGCACAGCAAUCACUGCCUUUGUGGUUCAUGAGUGCGAAGGGUCAAGUCGGAUUGGUUCUAGGCCACGGCGUUACCUCUUCACUGGGCAUGCUAAUGGCAGCAUCCAAAUGUGGGACCUGACCACUGCCAUGGAGCUAUGUAACAAAACAGACAUUCAAGUUCUUGGAGGACCAACAGAAGAGGAGGUGCUUAAGUUGCUUGACCAGUGUGACCUGACUGUGACACGAACACCCGACAUGAGUCCGGCUGUCUCCUUUGCUCACUCUGCUACUCCACGCUCCUCCACCUGCAGCCUCCAGUCCCAGUCCAGCGACUGCUCCAGAGACAGAAGUGCCCGAAACGGAAAUAACUUUCUGGCAAAUGCUCCACGAUCAACUCUGCCUCCACCGCUCAAUAAACAGCGGGAUUUAACGUUUAUGGCUACCAUUUCAACUGCUGCUUAUCACCCUCAGAGUGCCAGUAGCCAUAUGUCACUCAACAGUGGAAGCAGUCCACGAGCCCCAAGGUUUCCCUCCGAGUUUGGUAGCUCGGACAUGAAGUUAAGAGGGAGCGGAAAUGAGAGACGAGUGGAAGUAGAUGGUAAAGUACUUAGCAGUCAAGGUGUACGACGUGGGAGCUUUGUAGAGCGGUGCCAAGAGCUUGCCAAAUCCACAGAGUACAGCCACAUGGACCCCAGAAGAAGUAUAGCAGUGUCCAGCGAUCUGGAGAGCAGAUACGGAAUAAGGGAUCCAAGUAUUUCGACCACUCAAGGACGCAAAAAUCGGGCAUCCAGUCCAGCUCCGGAGUCCAAGACACAGCCGCCUGUGUCUCCACGCAAGCCGGCUACUGCAGCAGCAGCCGCCAGCGAAACCAGCGAAUCUCCUUCGAGUCCUACCAGCCGGCCGCCAUCAAGCUCAGGGUCUUCAACAGCAGCCAGCCCUAAGCCGAAAAUCAAUGAAACCUCCUUUUAAAACUGGUGGGGUACCAAAUCUACAUGUAGACUUUGCAUUUCUGCGGUGGGCUGGCGCCCUGCUCAUGGUUUGUUUCCUGCCUUGCGCCCUGUGUUGGCUGGGAUUGGCUCCA